Gossypium arboreum is the source of this 390-nucleotide messenger RNA. RefSeq lists its product as uncharacterized. The transcript has a single exon. The record is from RefSeq and is a predicted model, not a curated record. NCBI's taxonomy places the organism in Eukaryota, Viridiplantae, Streptophyta, Magnoliopsida, Malvales, Malvaceae. Bases 1 to 390 code for a protein of 129 amino acids.
AUGGAGUACCAUCCCGGUAAGGCCAACGUUAUGGCUGAUACUCUUAGUCGUAGAGCGAUGACUGAUUUGAGAGCAAAGUUUGCCCGUUUGAGUUUUUUUGAUGAUGAUAGUCUAUUGGCUGAGUUGCAGGUUAAACCAACUUGGGUUGAUCAGAUUCGAGCUAAACAAUUGAGAGAUGAGUCUUUAGUUUCUCGUUUUCGUCAAAUUGAGGAUGGUGAGACUUUUGAUUUUGAAUUAAACAACGAUGGGGUUCUGUGUUUCAAGGGUCAGAUCUGUGUGUCUAAUGAUGUUCAUUUGAGGCAAUUGAUUAUGCGGGAAGCGCAUAGUAGCCUUUAUCCUAUGCAUCCCGAUGAGAAUAAGAUGCAUAAAGAUAACCGAGAAUUAUACUAG